This is a messenger RNA of Callorhinchus milii (elephant shark), 1589 nucleotides long. RefSeq names its product antigen WC1.1-like. Gene Ontology annotation, cellular component: membrane. The transcript is spliced from 8 exons. The annotation marks the transcript as partial. Lineage: Eukaryota; Metazoa; Chordata; Chondrichthyes; Chimaeriformes; Callorhinchidae. The record is from RefSeq and is a predicted model, not a curated record.
GUACACAGUGGCACUCACGGUUAGAGAGCGGUGGGAGCCGCUGUGAUGGGCGAGUGGAGAUUUAUCAUAACGGCACUUGGGGCAGAUUGCUGGACGAUUCCUGGAAUAUAUCAGAUGCCGAUGUCAUCUGCCGACAGUUGAACUGUGGCUCUGCCAUUUCAAUCUACAACUCUUCCCAGUACGGGGAAGGCACUGGACCUGUGUGGAUCAAUAAUGUUCAGUGUAUGGGAACCGAGACGCACAUCUGGAACUGCCCACAUUCCACAGUGGCUUCAUCCUCCGGGACCAGCCGGGAUCAUUUUAAAUCGGUGCAUGUUAUACCUUGGAACAAACUUUCCUCAUUUUCAGCAGAAGAUGUUCAGAUCAGACUGAUGGACGGUGGGAGUUCGUGUGCCGGGAGAGUGGAGAUUUACUACAACGGAACCUGGGGGACGGUGUGUGAUGACUCCUGGGGUUCACUUGAGGCGAAUGUUGUGUGCAAACAGCUCGGAUGUGGACCUGCAGUUCAUGCUACAUCUGCGGCCACUUGUGGACGAGCCUCAGCUCCAGUUUGGUUGGAUGACGUGAGAUGUACAGGAAAGGAAUCAGCUCUCUGGGAAUGUCCCUCUUCUCCAUGGGGGCAACAUGACUGUUAUCAUAAAGAAGAUGUGAGCGUCGUGUGUAAAGAGCACAAGAUGCUGCGGCUGGCGAGUGGGCAACAUUCCUGCGAGGGGAGAGUGGAAGUGUUUUACAAUGGGACCUGGGGCACAGUCUGCUCGGACUCCAUGGGAAUGGACGAAGCUGAGGUCAUCUGCAAACAGUUAGAUUGUGGCAAAGCUCUGGACGUUGAAUAUGAUGGUAAAUUUGACGAAGGAUCUGGGCCUAUUUGGUUGGAUGACAUGGAGUGCAAUUCAAAGGAAUCCUUCCUGUGGCAGUGCUCCUCACGACCUUGGGGUGAACAUAACUGUGUUCAUUCGGAAGAUGUGGGUGUGAUGUGUUCAGAGAAAGCUCCGGAAAAAAGGGAGAGGGCAAAACUAUGCGAUGGGAGAUCACCGGAUCAGCAGAUUCGUUUAUCAGGACAGGAGAUGCGGUUGGUUGGAGGAAGCAGCAUUUGCUCGGGGAGAGUUGAGAUACUGAGCAAUAACACGUGGGGGACGGUGUGUGACGACUCCUGGGAUAUCCGAGAGGCCGGUGUGGUGUGCGGACAGCUGGACUGCGGCCCGGCCGUGCGGGCUGUGGGACAGGCGGGGUUCGGACAAGGCGCUGGUCAGAUAUGGCUGGACGAGCUUCACUGCAGAGGAAGCGAAUCCUUUCUGUGGGAUUGUGUCUCCGCAUCCGCGGGUCGCAGCGACUGCGUUCACAAAGAAGACGCCGGUGUGGUUUGCUCCGUCCAGUUGAUCAACAUACCUUUCGUGGUCUGCAUCGUCCUUGGAAUCCUGUUAGCGGUGGUACUGUUUGCACUGAUUGUACAGAUGGACAGUAAUUCUUCAGGAACAGAGGAAAAAUAUCCAUCUGCUCGUUUGUAUCAAGCAAUUUAUGAAGAAAUUGAGGAUCGGCCGAUCAGAAGAAGAAACUUCGAGGCUGACUCCACUGUCCCAGCGAAUAUCUAA